This is a messenger RNA of Trifolium pratense (red clover), 4473 nucleotides long. RefSeq names its product cellulose synthase A catalytic subunit 6 [UDP-forming]-like. Gene Ontology annotation, cellular component: plasma membrane; trans-Golgi network. Gene Ontology annotation, biological process: plant-type primary cell wall biogenesis; cellulose biosynthetic process. The coding region runs from base 748 to 4038 and encodes 1096 amino acids. The transcript is spliced from 15 exons. Lineage: Eukaryota; Viridiplantae; Streptophyta; Magnoliopsida; Fabales; Fabaceae. The record is from RefSeq and is a predicted model, not a curated record. Gene Ontology annotation, molecular function: cellulose synthase (UDP-forming) activity.
CAUUUGAUCCUACUCACCCGCCACCAAUUACUUAAUCAUGUCUUCUUUCGACACUCAAAAACUCUUUUCCGUUUAAUCCGUCAACCUAAAACCCUUCUCUUCUCUUCUCUUACACUACACUAUUCAUUCUCUUUCUACCGACCAAACUCCUUCUUAAUUAUUAUCCGUUUUUCUUUAUCUUCCACCUCACAACACACACACACAAUGUCGUAACUCGUAACAUUUCAUUUAUCUUUAAUAAUAAUUUUCAUUUUUAUCAAUUCAUGAUUUUCAUUUGCAGUAGAUAAAAAGAAAAAAAAAACAGUUUACACCAAACUCCGGUGGGAAACAGCCCGUCGCCACCACCUCCCCUCGGGCCCCACCUACCUCACUCACUCACUAACAGUCCUUCCUUCUUCUCACUCUAACCUAAAUCCACGCCUUAAUUUUUAAUUAAUUCCUUAAUUAUGAUUUUCCCUCGUUCCUUUUAUUCAUUAAACCUUUCGAUCUCUUUUUGUAUCUUCUUCUUCUCUCAUACGCGUCUUUAAACAUUAACACACACACACACACACAUUAUUACUAUCUCUCUCUCUAUAAUUUCUCACGGACUUAGCGUGUGAAGGAAUCCAAAUCCAAACACAAACACGCUCAACUACAAAAUCUUAUUAUUUCAUUUUUGUUGAAAAAUAAUAAUAACAGUAAUUUCUGAUCCGUUUUUGUUUCCGAUUGUUUUUGAGUCGAUUUCCGGUGACAGUUUUGUUGUGAGUAAUGGACACGAGAGGACGACUCGUUGCUGGUUCACACAUUAGGAACGAGUUCGUUCUCAUCAAUGCUGAUGACAAUGUUAGGUUUAAGUAUGUCCAAGAAUUGAGUGGACAGAUAUGCCAGAUUUGUGGGGAUGGGAUAGAUAUUACUGAGAAUGGGGAUCCCUUUGUUGCCUGCAAUGAGUGUGCUUUCCCUGUUUGUCGGCCAUGCUAUGAGUAUGAGAGAGCAGAGGGCUAUCAGGCAUGUCCACAGUGUAAGACCAGAUUCAAACGCAUCAAAGGUUGUCCCAGGGUUGAAGGUGAUGAAGAAGAGGAUAGCAGUGAUGACAUAGACAAAGAAUUUGAUGAUAAAUAUCGUGAUGCUUUAGGCCUGAAACCUAAUUCAGAUUCAAUGCUUUCUGGACGUCUUAACUCUGGACGUCGUUCUAACUCUGAUAUAUCAGACAUGCCAACAAAUUCGGAAUAUGAUACUCAUAUCAAUUCUGAAAUCCCACUUUUGACUUAUGGGGAGGAGGAUCCUGAUAUAUCUUCUGAUCGACAUGCUCUAAUUGUUUCCCAAUACAUGAAUAAUGGAAGCAGUGUUCAUAGCAUGUCUUAUUCUGAUCAGUCUAUUCCAUCGAAACCCAGGUCAAUGGUUCCACAGAAAGAUAUUGCAGUGUACGGGUAUGGAAGUGUGGCUUGGAAAGAUCGGAUGGAAGAGUGGAAGAAAAGGCAGAAUGACAAACUUGAGGUGGUGAAGCAUGAAGGCAAUGACAACAAUGGAAAUUUUGGUGAUGAGGCGGAUGACCCUGAUUUACCCAUGAUGGAUGAAGGCAGGCAGCCACUGUCACGGAAGCUACCUAUUCCUUCAAGCAAAAUAAAUCCAUACAGAAUAAUUAUAAUCCUCCGCCUUGUAAUCCUUGGGCUCUUCUUUCAUUAUAGAAUUCUCCAUCCAGUUAAUGAUGCAUAUGGCUUGUGGUUAACAUCAGUCAUCUGUGAAAUAUGGUUUGCUGUAUCAUGGAUAAUGGAUCAGUUUCCCAAAUGGUGCCCGAUCGUCCGAGAAACAUACCUUGAUCGUCUGUCUCUGAGGUAUGAAAAAGAAGGGAAGCCAUCUGAGUUGUCCAAUGUUGACAUCUUUGUCAGCACAGUUGAUCCGACGAAAGAACCUCCACUGAUAACUGCAAACACUGUUUUGUCUAUCCUUGCAGUUGAUUAUCCAGUGGAUAAAGUUGCAUGCUAUGUAUCAGAUGACGGUGCUGCAAUGCUUACUUUUGAGUCACUUUCUGAAACAUCUGAAUUUGCUAGAAGAUGGGUGCCAUUUUGUAAAAAAUACAACAUUGAACCUCGAGCUCCAGAAUGGUAUUUCAAUCAAAAUAUAGAUUAUUUGAAAAAUAAAGUCCAUCCAGCAUUUGUCAGGGAAAGGAGAUCAAUGAAGAGGGAGUACGAAGAAUUUAAGGUGAGGAUAAACAGUUUGGUUGCAACUUCACAAAAGGUUCCCGAGGAUGGAUGGACAAUGCAGGAUGGAACACCGUGGCCCGGAAAUAAUGUAAGGGAUCAUCCCGGCAUGAUUCAGGUCUUUCUUGGUCAUGAUGGUGUUCGGGAUGUUGAAGGAAAUGAGUUGCCUCGCUUGGUAUAUGUUUCUAGAGAGAAGCGGCCAAGCUUUGAUCAUCACAAAAAAGCUGGUGCAAUGAAUUCUCUGAUACGGGCGUCUGCAAUCAUCUCAAACGCACCUUAUAUUCUGAAUGUUGAUUGUGAUCACUACAUCAACAAUAGCAAGGCACUUAGAGAAGCCAUGUGUUUCAUGAUGGACCCUCAAGUUGGGAAAAAAAUUUGCUAUGUACAAUUUCCUCAAAGAUUCGAUGGGAUUGAUCGUCAUGAUAGAUACUCAAACCGAAAUGUUGUAUUUUUUGAUAUCAACAUGAAAGGACUGGAUGGAAUACAAGGACCAAUUUAUGUUGGAACUGGAUGUGUUUUCAGAAGGUAUGCACUCUACGGAUAUGAUGCACCUGCCAAGAAGAAGCCCCCAAGCAAAACCUGUAAUUGUUGGCCAAGAUGGUGUUGCCUUUGUUUUGGCCCUCGAAAGAAAAAGAAAACGAGCACCAAGAAAGAGAAAAAAAAGGUGAAGCACAGAGAUUCAUCACAAAUACACGCACUUGAAAAUAUCGAGGAAGGAUUGCAAGGAUCCACUAUGGAGAACUCAACCAAUGUGACUCAUAUGAAGUUGGAGAAGAGGUUUGGACAGUCUCCUGUGUUUGUAGCCUCCACACUUCAUGAAAAUGGUGGAGUUCCAUCAAACACAAGUCCUGCGUCAUUCUUAAAGGAAGCAAUCCAAGUCAUCAGCUGCGGUUAUGAAGACAAAACUGAAUGGGGAAAAGAAGUUGGCUGGAUAUAUGGUUCUGUGACAGAGGAUAUCUUGACUGGAUUUAAAAUGCAUUGCCAUGGUUGGCGGUCUGUGUAUUGCAUCCCUCAGCGGCCUGCAUUUAAAGGGUCAGCACCUAUCAAUCUUGCAGAUCGUUUGCACCAGGUUCUUCGGUGGGCCCUUGGUUCUGUUGAGAUUUUCUUGAGCAAACAUUGUCCUAUUUGGUAUGGCUAUGGUGGCGGGCUAAAGUGGUUGGAACGAUUUUCGUACAUAAAUUCAGUUGUUUAUCCUUUGACUUCCCUCCCGCUGAUAGUUUACUGUACUCUACCAGCUAUAUGUCUCCUGACUGGAAAAUUUAUCGUACCUGAGAUUAGCAAUUAUGCCAGUAUUGUGUUCAUGGCCCUCUUCAUUUCCAUUGCAGCAACUGGUAUCCUUGAGAUGCAGUGGGGCGGUGUUAGUAUAGAUGAUUGGUGGAGGAAUGAACAGUUUUGGGUGAUUGGAGGUGCUUCUUCACAUUUUUUUGCCCUCUUUCAAGGUUUGCUAAAGGUUUUGGCUGGUGUCGACACAAAUUUCACGGUUACAUCGAAAGCAGCUGAUGAUGGAGAAUUCUCAGAGCUAUACAUCUUCAAAUGGACGUCGCUGUUGAUUCCUCCAACUACUCUACUAAUUAUAAAUAUUGUCGGUGUUGUGGUUGGAAUCUCAAAUGCCAUCAACAAUGGGUACGACUCAUGGGGCCCUCUCUUUGGCAGAUUAUUCUUUGCCUUGUGGGUGAUCAUCCAUCUUUACCCAUUCCUCAAGGGGUUACUUGGUAAACAAGAUAGAAUGCCUACUAUAAUAUUGGUUUGGUCAAUCUUACUGGCUUCCAUAUUGACUCUCCUGUGGGUACGAAUUAACCCAUUUGUGUCAAGAGAUGGCCCUGUGUUGGAAAUUUGUGGAUUGAAUUGUGAUGAUACAUGAGUUACAAGGUGAACAAGUUUUUCUUGCUACAUUUGGUUUCAUCGCAGAAAAAGCAAAUUCAUUGGAUACAAAACUCUUACCAAUGUUGCACGACUUUUUGGACGGUAGUUUUAAUUUGUAGGUUGUGUAGAUAUAGGGGGUGGAGAGGUGAACACAUUGUUACCGGUAAUAGAGUUUUUUCAUUUAUUCUUUCAUUACAAUUCUGAGUCCCUAGUGUUAUUCUUUUUUGCUGUUUUAUGUAUUCUUAUAAGAAAGAGCAGUGAAUGAUAAGUUAUUCCCUCCUCAAAAUGAGGAAUCAGCAGUGUUAUAAAUCAGUUAAUCAAGUCUUGAGGUGGUGUUAUUCUUGCUUAAAAUUUUUGAACCUUUUUGGGAACAAUGUCAUGUAAUCGUCAUUUCACUUGUGACAACAACGAUUAUGGAUAUUCUUGUUUGUGA